CAGGUCAGUCUACAGUUUACAAUGGCGGUGUUAACUCGUGGUCUUGAUCACCUACUUGUCUUUCUGCUUCUUGUGAUGUUGGCGGCGCCAGGUCAGGGUGUAUCACAGAGGUCAAGACGAGACGCCCUUGGGAACCGUAGCUGCACUUUGAAACGCAGAGAUGAUGUUCCUAAGGCUGUCCUUGGAACCUCUUGUGUUUUACCCGCGUCAGUGCCUCUGUCUGUGCCUCCGUCAGUGCCUUCGUCAAUGCCUUCGUCAGUGCCUUCGUCAGUGCCUUCGUCAGUGCUGCAUCGGGCACCCAGAGAAGCACGCUACAGUACAAGCAACACACGCAGGAGAUAUUCAAGGUCGUCCUACUCCAGCGUGUUCAGGAACCAGAGGCGUGUUCGCAGGAGUUCCUUCGGCGGGUACAGACGGUGGGGCAGCCGGAGGAUGGCCACGAGGAGGACCACGAGAACCAUGAUGAGUCUGAGGAGGAUGUCUUUGGCUCGCCGCCUGCUUCUACUAUCUAUCUACCACUCCUAA
This is a messenger RNA of Portunus trituberculatus (swimming crab), 525 nucleotides long. RefSeq lists its product as uncharacterized. The transcript is spliced from 3 exons. The coding region runs from base 22 to 525 and encodes 167 amino acids. The record is from RefSeq and is a predicted model, not a curated record. NCBI's taxonomy places the organism in Eukaryota, Metazoa, Arthropoda, Malacostraca, Decapoda, Portunidae.